This is a messenger RNA of Phytophthora sojae, 582 nucleotides long. RefSeq lists its product as hypothetical. The annotation marks the transcript as partial. Lineage: Eukaryota; Oomycota; Peronosporomycetes; Peronosporales; Peronosporaceae. The transcript is spliced from 4 exons. The record is from RefSeq and is a predicted model, not a curated record.
AUGGACGCGUCCCGCCCUCUGCUGGGCGGCGACGCGGGCGACGAGGAGGAGCUCGGCGCGCGCUCGCCGGACUGCUUAUCCAGGUACCUCUCGGCGGGCAGCAACGCUGGUCUCCCCAACGGGAGGGCGCUGAGCAACGGCCACUCGGGCAACGGCCACGCGCACGGCCAGACGCCCUACUUCGACGGCAAAGGCGACGAGGACCUGGAGGAGGACAAACAGUCGCUGUGCUGCCGGCCCUGCAGCCAGUGGCCGUGCUGGAAGUGGGUCUUCCCGGACCGCAUCGGCGACUACGAGGACUUUGCCACGUCCGCACAGAUGGGGGAGAUCUACGCCCUGCGGCAGACAGCGCGCGAGCAGUUCGACCCGACACUGCCAGAGGACGACGACAUGCUGCAGCACCUGUGGGGCGGCUUGUUCUCCACGCUGCCUUACGAGGGACGCGUCAACGUGCGCUGGCGUGACGUCGGAUUCCAAAAUGACGACCCUGCAUCCGACCUCCGCACUUCGGGACGACUGGCAAUACGCAUGCUGCUCUACUUCUCUGAUCAUCUCAACGAUGAGUUUAAGGUAAGGAGUGCU